Daldinia childiae is the source of this 1659-nucleotide messenger RNA. Its product is annotated as Sporulation protein RMD1. The transcript is spliced from 3 exons. Bases 1 to 1659 code for a protein of 552 amino acids. NCBI's taxonomy places the organism in Eukaryota, Fungi, Ascomycota, Sordariomycetes, Xylariales, Hypoxylaceae. The record is from RefSeq and is a predicted model, not a curated record.
AUGGAUGCAUCACCAAGAGCUUCAACUAGCUCCAGCCUAACAUCUGAGCGAACUCCUCUCCUACGACACGACACAAGCCGUCCUAGAAGCGCGCGCAAUGUAACCUUCAACCCCAAUCCCGUAACGAGAACAAUCGAUCCCGAUCCCUCAUCCUUAAGCUCCUCGCCCAGUACUACAGGCAACUUUAGCCAUGCACGCCUCCCUAGCUCUAUGGCCUCGAGUAGUGGUUCCGCUGGCCCGCCACCUAUGCUCUCCGCGCUGAACAGUCGGCUGCGUCGACGUAACAGCCACGGCGCUGUCUUCACCGCUCUCCCACCGGCAGCUAGCCCUAUACCCAAAAUUGGCCCCCAGCGAAGUUCCAAGAAGGCAGAGAAGCUGAAAUUAUUACCAAAUCCCGAACUUGACGUGGAGGGACCCGAUGAAGAGAGCGGCAGAGAUGUCUACUCUCAGUAUACACGCAUUAAAGAUCCUACUGCAAGAAGAGAUGCCGCACGAUUAGGCAAAGCAGACCGUGACAGGCUGCCGCGUGUAACGGCUUACUGCACGGCUACAAAGUAUAACAUGGAUGGGCUGAUGCGAUUUCUCAAGGGCAGGGGUAAAAAUAGGGGUUCAAAUCCCAAGCUGAUUGAUGAAUGCAUAUACUCGCCGUAUAAUUACGCGCUCGGGAAAUCUGUAGAACGAGCUGAAGCAGCGGAAGAAGUACGGCAAAGACCGAUCCAGACUUAUGAGAGGAGACAUUCUACCGGCGAAGUGGAAGAACACUCGGAUGCAUAUAAGAGGGAAAGCCUGCGGAACCUGCAAUCACAACAAGAUGGCGCAUCAGAUACCGAGCAGAUAUUCAGUAAUGGCCGAGAUGUACAUAAUAACCUCUCCUACCCGAUGCAUUCCGAGGAUGAGAGCGCCAUACAUGAUCCGCAUUCGGAUUCCGAACACCAGCAGCAUGGUGCCGACUUCGAUAUCCACGUACAUACACCGGAAGUAUUCUUAUUCGACUACGGUGUUGUUGUGAUAUGGGGCAUGUCGCCAGCACACGAGCAAAGGUUCCUAAAAGACAUCGCUAGAUUCGAACUUGAUAAGCUAAAUUUGGACGACGUGGAGACGGAGUGCUUUAACUUUUACUACACCAACGAGUACCAACCACGGAUAUACAACGACUUUAUCACCCUGAGGGACAAGGGGAACUACAUGACGAAGUUAGCCAUAUCGCACGCGUUGGCGCAAAGUGUCAAGACGUCCCUCUUCGAGGAGCUUAUCGCAUCGACAGUCGACACAUGCAAGGACAUACCGACACAGAUUGCUCUAACGGGUAAGAUCGCGCUGUCGCGGUCGCAAAUCAACAUGCAAAUUGGCGAGCUGUUCAUCCUGCGCAUCAGCAUCCAUCUCAACGGCAGCGUGCUUGACACCCCUGAGCUCUUCUGGGUUGAACCCCAUCUCGAACCCGUCUAUCAAGCCGUUCGCAGCUACCUCGAGAUGGAUCAACGUGUCCGUCUGCUCACUGAGCGUCUCGAUGUCAUUGCUGACUUACUCGCCGUACUCAAAGAUCAGCUGAGCCAUGGUCAUGGAGAGAAAUUGGAGUGGAUCGUCAUCGUCCUCAUCGCCGCAGAAAUCCUAGUCGCAGCCGUCAACAUUGUCGUCGACCUCUACGCGGGCGUAGACUAA